Selaginella moellendorffii is the source of this 1666-nucleotide messenger RNA. RefSeq lists its product as uncharacterized. Gene Ontology annotation, molecular function: ferrous iron transmembrane transporter activity. The coding region runs from base 448 to 1488 and encodes 346 amino acids. Gene Ontology annotation, biological process: iron import into the mitochondrion. The record is from RefSeq and is a predicted model, not a curated record. The transcript has 2 exons. Gene Ontology annotation, cellular component: mitochondrial membrane. Lineage: Eukaryota; Viridiplantae; Streptophyta; Lycopodiopsida; Selaginellales; Selaginellaceae.
GCGCGCCAAUGUAAUGGGAGGGCUAGAACACGACGGAAAUGUACAGCCCUAGAGAGCUGUGAAGAGCGCUUGUUUGAUCCUAGCGCUAGCACGGAUCAUAGUAGCAGCAAGCGCAGCUUUUGGAGGAUCGUACCAUCCGCGCAACGUAACGGCGGGCAGAUCGAUCCCAUCGCGACUCAAGGGGAAUUCCUCGUUUCUUAGUGACUCUCAUCUUAGGGUAUGUGCGGCAACGCAGCGCCAUAGCUUGAUCCUCGUGCUUAUGCAGCGAUUACGUCGCUAGGACGAGAGACUCUUCCGUCGUCGUCCACUCCUUUUCUUUCUUCCGGGCUGAAUUAUUUGAGAGAAGAUCUUGGGAGGCUCUGUUCCUUUCCAUUCUCUCUGGAAAUAUUUCGACUCUUCCCAGUUCUUGCGAUGGAUUGAGCGUCGGAUCCUCGCAGAUUCCCGGCCAUGGCGACCGACACAGCAUCGGAAUUGCGGGAAAGAGUGCCGCUCCACAAGAAUCCCUUACAGGUCGUGCAAGAUCGCCGAGUCGAGCAGCAGCAAGAAGAUGGAGAAGAAGGCGAGCUCGGUUUCCGGCAACAUAUGCUAGCCGGCUCCUUGGCCGGGAUCGUGGAGCACGUCGCGAUGUUUCCAGUGGACACGCUCAAGACGAGAAUCCAAAUGAUCACAAGCCCGUGCGGAGGGUCGGGAGCUACUGCCGCUGCUACAGUUGGAUCGAGCAGCACGAUUUCCAGAUCGCUCGUAAGCUUGCUCAAGCAUGAGGGUCCUCUGGGAUUAUACCGGGGCGUGGGAGCCAUGGUUCUGGGAGCCGGGCCUUCUCACGCGGUCUACUUCGCAGCCUACGAAGAAUGCAAGAGGAGAUUUGAGGUGGAUGGUGGGGGAGGAGGGGGCUACCAUCCAAUCGCUCAUAUGUCCGCUGGAGCUUGCGCCACCAUUGCCAGCGACGCGGUCUCCACUCCAAUGGACGUGGUGAAGCAAAGGCUCCAGCUCAAGAACAGCCCCUACGCCGGACUGGGCGAUUGCGUCAGGAAGAUCGCGAGGAGCGAGGGAUUGAGAGGCUUCUAUGCCUCGUAUAGGACCACGGUGGUGAUGAACGUCCCGUUCACUGGCGUCCACUUUGCUACGUACGAGGCGGCCAAGAAGGCGCUCGGGGAGCUCCAGGGUGGUGGUGGUGGUGUUGGUGGUAUGAGUGAGGAACACCUCGUUACUCACGUCGUCGCUGGUGGAUCCGCGGGAGCUCUCGCCAGCGCUGUCACCACGCCGCUGGAUGUUGUCAAGACCCGGCUCCAGUGCCAGGGAGUUUGUGGCGCCGAGAGAUUCAGCUCCAGCUCGGUGCUAGAAGUAGCGAGGACGAUCGCGUCGCACGAAGGGAUAGGGGCACUGUUUAAAGGGAUGAUGCCCAGGAUUUUGUUCCACACCCCAGCGGCAGCCAUCAGUUGGGCGACUUACGAAGCGGGAAAGUCAUUCUUGCAAAGAUGGAAUGGAUAGAAAAGAAUGUGAAUGUUGUUUUAAUAAUAUAGUAGCAAAUCAAGUAAUCAAUAGCUAUGGUUUUGUUAUUUCUCUAGUUAGGGAAAACGGUUCACUCGUAUAUGGAACUUUCUUUCCGUAAUUCUUCUUUUAUUAUGUAUCAUUUUAUUUAUGCUGCAAAGUCAGUGAUUUAAUCAAA